UACCAAGGUGGUGGCUGCAGUUCCACCUCUGGUCUGACUGCCAUGUAUCAUGGGCGAACUACUGGUAAAGGGCCUUCCACUCCCACGCAGAUUUACCAGCAACCUCCGAGGCUUCUCAUUGUGCAUAUCUCUCUACCAUCCUGGGCUGACAUCUGCUCCAACCUCUGUGAGGCUAUGCAGAACUUUUUCUCUCUAGCCUGCAGCUUGAUGGGCCCCAGCCGCAUGUCCCUUUUCAGCUUAUACAUGGUGCAAAAUCAACAUGAGUGCAUCCUCCCAUUUGUGCAAGUGAAAGGGAACUUUGCCAGGCUGCAGACCUGCAUCUCAGAGAUCCGCACACUACAGAGAGAAGGUUGUUUCAGACCACAAGGUACUUCUCUGCAGCUGGCAGUAGAAGAUGGGCUCCAACAGUUCAAACAGUACUGCAGACAUGUGACCACACGCUCAGCUCUGACCUAUACUUCCCUGGAGAUUACUAUUCUGACUUCCCAGCCUGGAAAAGAGGUGGUCAAACAACUGGAGAAAGGAUUGAAAGACACAGACCUAGUCAGGGUCAGGAGGCUUCAGGUGGUUGAGAUCACGAAGGAAGCCCUAGAAUGUACAGACUCGGCAUCCCCUAUUGAAGAGCCCAGCGAUGAUGAAAGCUCUUUCCUGGGAACUGACAUUGACCUUCAGACUAUAGACAAUGAUGUUGUCAGCAUGGAGAUUUUCUUCAAAGCCUGGCUACAUAACAGUGGAACAGACCAAGAACAUAUUCAUCUUCUUCUUCCUUCACAGUCUUUCAGCAACAUUUCCAGAGCCAGAGAUAAGCCAAUGUGCCUGAAAUGUGAUCUCCAAGAGCGGCUUCUCAGCCCGUCCCUACUGCCUGGCACAGCUGAUGGCUCCCUGAAAAUGGAUGACCCCAAAGGAGACUUCAGCACACUCUACCAGAUGGCUUCCCAGUCAUCGGCCUCUUAUUACAAGCUCCGGGUGAUCAAGGCUUUAAAAUCCAGUGGGAUGUGCGAGUCAGUGACGUAUGGUCUCCCAUUCAUCCUCAGACCCACAAGCUGUUGGCAGCUGGACUGGGAUGAGCUGGAGACAAAUCAGCAGCAUUUCCAUGCUUUGUGUCACAGCCUGCUGAAAAGAGAAUGGCUGCUGUUGGCCAAAGGGGAACCCCCGAGCCGAGGCCACAGCCUGAGAGAGGCUGCCACCACCUUCUACGUGAUCAUGCCAUCACGCUCCCCCACUCUGCUGGUAAAGGCAGUGGCCACGCGGGAACUGAUGCUGCCCAGCCCCUUCCCCCUGCUGCCUGAGAACCCGCCUGAUGACAGCCUUAAGAUUGUGGAGAGCUUGCUGGACGGCCUGGAGCUAGAGCCCACCUACAACCCCUUGCAGGUUUGGAGUCACCUGUACUCACACCUGAGCAGCACCUUUGCCAAGCCCCAGAGCCGACUCCACCCAAGCUGGGAGAGCCGGGCCCUGAGAAAGCAUCCCUGCAAGGCUGGGCAGCUGCAGACAAAUCGAGUUCGAGCCACAGUGGCCCCUCUACCUAUGACUUCAGCCCCUGGCAGAGCCCCCAAGAUACCAGCGGCCAGCAAAGCCUCCACAGAAGCCUUCUUGCAGCUUUCUGAGGAGGAGGAAACGGAGGGGGAGGAGGAGGAUCCCUCAGGGCCUUAAGCACAGACCUUGGCUG
Messenger RNA from Myotis daubentonii (Daubenton's bat), 1669 nucleotides. It is a transcript of the gene M1AP, whose product is annotated as meiosis 1 associated protein. The coding region runs from base 43 to 1653 and encodes 536 amino acids. The record is from RefSeq and is a predicted model, not a curated record. NCBI's taxonomy places the organism in Eukaryota, Metazoa, Chordata, Mammalia, Chiroptera, Vespertilionidae. The transcript is spliced from 10 exons. Gene Ontology annotation, biological process: meiosis I; spermatogenesis; male meiosis chromosome separation.